This is a messenger RNA of Paramecium octaurelia, 341 nucleotides long. The record is from the annotation of a GenBank genome assembly. NCBI's taxonomy places the organism in Eukaryota, Ciliophora, Oligohymenophorea, Peniculida, Parameciidae.
AUGGAGGAACGAUGUGUUCUCCUUUUUUUUGAAUGUUUGGUUAAUAAGAUCUAUGAAUGUCACAAAUCCAUUGAAGAUGUUGUAACGAAAUUUGAAAAUAGUGCUUAUUGGGUCAUCGAUUUGUCAAAAUAGUGAGGAGAGCUCAAAUUUACUAAACAAAAAAUUAUUAAAAAGAUGAUAUAGAUGAUGAAAUUGUUAAUUAUCAUGCCAUUCAAUAGAAUCAUAAGCAUAAUAAACUUAAAACCUAUAAAUAUAUGUAGAAUACUGCAAUGAAAUUAAAUCUGUUAUUUAGAUUAGGAUAAAACGAAAUUUCACAAAAUUUUUAUUUAAUUAAUUUUUGA